AUGCCAUGGCCUUGGAACAGGCCAAAGUCACCCUUUGGGGUCUCAGACUCCGAGGAUGCGAUUUCAUCUGGGUCAACGACGAUAGCAUCGACAUCGACGCAGGGGACAUCGAUAUCUCCAAACUUGGAUGAGGUCGUGAGCUCAAACACCGGAAGUAGUAAUGGAGCUGGUCGCAAUGGUGUUUCUAUGACUAAUAGAAAUGUCGCUGGAGGUCGCCAAACUACAACGACAGCUGCGAGGGCGACAACACCAAUGCCUGCGCCGAGUGCCUGGGCUCCUGGUUCUUCUACGAACGCGGUAAACGGUACUGUUCGGGCUAGUUCUUCUCUGGGGUUUAGCCAUGAUGCGGUCUCGCAGAGUAGAGGCCAGAAUAGUAGAAGGAAUUCACGCGAUACUGCGAAUACCACUAAUAAUUCAAAUUCUGGAAGUGUCCGUCGUACCGCGUCAGUUAUUCCCGAGGACCAUACCGUCCAACCCGGGAACAGCGUCGACAGAAGUCCUCCGUCGAGUUCGUCUGGCACGCCGAACUCAAGGCCUAUCAGAAGACCUUCAUCUUCUCGAGAUUCGGAAUUUAGAAAUACGCAUUCUUCAGAAAAUGUACUAUCAAAAACCCAACCUUCCGUCGAAUCUUUAUCUUCAAUGUCUUCUUCCUUACACUCGGAUGUAAAUAACAUUAAUCACACACAUCACCACCACCAUCAUCCUCACCAUGGCGGAAAACGUUCACUAUCCGCUAGCUCGAGUUCUCAACUAAACAUUUUUCAUGGCCCGACAUCGCCAGGUUUCCCCAACGGAAGAGCAUUUUCACCAACCCCUUCAGUCGGUUCGAUAACCCACCAAACUUCAAUUACAAGAUCUCAAAAGGCUAUUAUCCCACCGGGGUCAAGGCAGUCCAAUGCAAGCGAGGAACAAGUGUUUGUAUAUGAGUUGCCUGAAAGUUAUGAACAAGUCAAUGGGUUAAAUUCGCAUGAAAUUGAGGAGAGAGAUUUAAGACAUAAAGCUAUCGUCGAGCUUAACCCUGCACCCGGGGCUGGUGGGAAUGGGCAUGGGAGGACGAGGUCAAAUGUACAAAAUAGGGAGAUGAUGUUGGAGGCGGAAGUUGCCAGGUUGAGAAAGCUCUGCGAAAAGUAUAAACGGAAGUCGAUUAACAAUACCUCAUCGAGUUCGAUCGGGUCGAUGGAUCAUUUAAUUGUUCCAGACAUUGCAGCGGCAGCGGCGGGAUCUUCAGAGGCCCACCGAGUCGUUCAAGUAAUGAAAGUCGCAAACGAGCACCUUCAAAAGAAAAUCGACGCUCGUGAUGCCUUACUCGCAGAUCGCCUCGCAGAACUAGAACAGAUACACAAUCGCCAUGCUAUCGAAUUAGAACAACAGAAACAGGGGUACCAGGUUCACAUACGGCAGCUUGCGGAUCAGCAUAGACGGAACUUAGAUGGGGUUACCCAGAAAAAUGUUGAAGAAGUCGUGGCAUUGAAGAGGGGCAUGAUGGACACUGCUAUCGUAUUUGAAGGUCAAAGACGGGAUGCGGAGAAGAUCGCACUGCUACAGGCUGAAGUUGAAGGGCUGAAAGCUAUGGAGAAAGUGAAGAAUGAUGGUCAUAUCGCUGUUCUUGAAGAGGUCAAGUUAAAAGCAGCGGAUGAUCUAGAGGCGGCAAAAAAGGCGUUUGAAGAGGCGGAGGAAAAGUGGGAAAUUAAAACCGAGGAGAUGCGGCGGGAGUUGUUCGAGGAAAAGAAGUUUGCGGAUUGUACCUGCGGUUCUAAAGUUGGUAGCGAUACCAUCGAGGAACUGAAGCAGGAACACGAAACUGAGAUCGCAGCUCUAAAAACUUCAAUCCGUAUCUUGGAAGGGUCCAGAGGUACAACUGUAGAACAACUUGAGGAGGAUCAGAGGAUAUACCGGAAGGUUUCGGAGCUUGAAUCAUCCCUUGCGAGCAAAGUCAGGGCCUUAACGGCUGAACGUAAAACCUCUGAACGGCUAAGAGCGUCUUUAAGUGCGGUAGAAGAAGCAAAAUCAGAGCUACAACUCCAGAAAGAAGCUUUAGAUGCUAAAUUACUGGAGACGAAUACUGGUUCCGCCUUAUCGACUGAGCAGGAGCGCCAAGCUAUUGAAGAGAAGAUUCGGCAAGAAACACUGGAAGAACACGCUCGCCUGAAAGAGGAAUACGAGUCUGCUCUAGAAGUUGAAAGAGCUCGUGCUCUGCAGCUGGAGGAACAGCACGAAUCAGAAAAACGAGUGUUCAACGAUCAAGUUACAAAACUUCUCCAAGAACACGCCAAGGAAAAGGAACAAAUAGACAGAGCCCACGCCUUGGCCCUCAGUGGUCUUGAGGACACCAUAAAAGCACAAAAUAAUGCAGAGGUUAUAACUCUUAAGGAAGAGUUAAUGUCGAGAGCACGGUCCUUGGGGGAGGUAGAAGCGGAGCUCGUGGUCACUAGAAACGGAAUCGACGAUGCCUUGAAGCAACAACAAGUUAUUCUGGAGAAGGAGAAAGAGACAUUAAUCGCUGAAUACCAAGUGGUUAUCAAUGCCGGUGACAGACUUCGAGAUCAGGAGAAGACAACUUUCCAGUCUGAGAAACAACGCUUAGAACAGUUACUCGUCGAGACUAAAGCCCAGUCCGAUAGCAUGUUAGAUGAGAAGAUCAAGUUCACUACUACAGAACUCGAAACUCGUCUGUUAGAAGCCCAACGGGAGCACCUGGUUGAAAAGCAAGCUCUAUGCAAAACUUUCGAAGAUGCUAAAGCCCAGUUGGUAGUUCAACAAAGCGCACUUGAGUUGAGGCUUCAAACCCAAUUCCAAGAGGCCGAACAGCAGUUCCUUCUCAGGAGUGAAUCGGAGAGGCAAAUCGAGGCUACAAAGCUUCAAGACAUGAAAUCAGAGUUGGAUAAGAGUUGUAGCAGCUACGAAGAAGAAGUCAAACGACUCAUAGCAGAAAACAAAGCGACGAAAGACCGGGCGGCGGAAGUAGUGGCCGAGCUUCAAAGGCAAUUAAAGGAUGACGAAGAAAAUAAACAACAACUGCUAGACCGAGUCGCAAAAGCAGAGUCGGAGAAAGAGACCACUGAGUCAGAGCUAGCCAGCCUGACAGUUCGCUUCGAAGAGUCCCACACCGCGAUGAAGCGAGCAGAAGCACAAUUCACAUCUCUGACUGAGGAAAAGCAAGCUAUCAAGUCAACUUUAGAAGACGAGAAAAGAAUUGCGAAUGAUUCAAUCGCUGAUCUUCGAAUCCAGCUACAAGCUCGUGAAAAGCUUACGAAUGAGAUGCACAUCAAACAUCAACAGGAAACCGAGGAUCUCCAGUUCCGGAUACGAACAACCCAAACCAAGCUCGACAUUGAUAGCGUGGAGAUCGAAUCACUCAAGGAGACAAUAAGGGAAAAGGAAAACACUUUCAAUACCAUGCGAGAUGAGAAGAAUAGCUCUGGGACUUUGUGGGUGGAAGAAAAACGUACGCUGGUGAAGAAACACGAUCAAGUCAUCGAAGGCCACCUGAAUACAAUUUCAAAACUUGAGGAUACGAUCAACAAUAUGCGGGCUCGGACAACCGAAGAUGCAAGGGCUGCCGAAACAAAAGCGGCUGAACAACAAGGCCUUGUAAUCCAGUGGAUGUCCAACUCAAAUCGGAAGACCGACGAAGUCCAACGCCUCGAACGUGCUUUGAAAGAGGCUAAUGGGAAGACUGAGAGUUUCAAACUUGACAUAAAAGCCCUUAUCAACGACAUAAAGCAAUACGAGAAAGAAUCCAAAGACAGAAGGGCUGAGAUCAAGUCACUAUCGAAGGAGCUAAAGAACUCACAAGAGGAGAUUUUUUCUCUGAAGUCUCAAGUGGAAUCCUCAUCUGGCUCAUCCUAUCGCUAUGUACGACAAAUUGCCGACUUGGAAUCAAAAAUCCAAGCUCUUGCUAAAGAGAUCCAGGACUCCCGGUCCGAAACCUCUGCUCACAAGCGGGCAGUUGCAAAGCGUGAUUCUACUAUCAAGCAGCUAGAGGAUACCCUCCAACAAAGAGGUGGUAUCCGGAAUGGGCGAGCAUCUCCAGGCCCUAGCUCUGCCUUGACAGCCAUGGAGAACGGAAUCGUACCUUCCACUGCUAAUGUUUCAUCUCUUCAACGUGAUCUUCGAGACUCUAGGGCAGAAAUCACCCGAUUGAAUGAGAAAUUAGAGAUGUACGAAACAGAAUACCGGCAUUUCUUUGAAGACCAUGAGAAGCUAAAGGUGGAGCAUGAAGAAGGACAGAAGAAUAUGAAAGCAAAACUUGACACAUAUAUUCCAGAGCUAGAACAGCUAAGAAAGGGGAAUAGGGACCUGGAAUUAAGAUUACAGAGUGCCGAGUUAAGGCUAGCAGCUUCAGGAGGGUUGGUUAGAAGAGGUUUAGGAGAUGAAGCACCAACAAUGAGGUCACAAAGCAGUAUGAGUUAUUUACGGCGUGGAGAAAUCAGCAUUGGGAGUUUGGAUGUGUGA
Molecule: messenger RNA, 4455 nt
Organism: Orbilia oligospora ATCC 24927
Lineage: Eukaryota; Fungi; Ascomycota; Orbiliomycetes; Orbiliales; Orbiliaceae
Exons: 3
Coding region: 1-4455 (1484 amino acids)
Source: RefSeq, a predicted model, not a curated record